AUGUCCCCACUGCACCUCUGGUUCUCAUGGCGUGUCUUCAUGUGGCAACCAUUGUGGCUUCUGGCCCAGGCAGCUCAGCCUCUGGAGUGGGCCCUGGACCCUGUCCAGUGGACCUCCGACCCCCUGGGGCUGACCGAACCUUGGUCUCCACGCUCCUCAGACCCCCCUCCCAAAUCGCCCUAUGCGAUUACACCCCCGGCAGAGUCCGGGGGCUUUAAUGACUUGUCCUCCUCUCCAGAGCAGAUGCUGGCACUGCCUCAUCACGAGUUGACUGAGACUUUGGUUCCACACCCAAACCCGGAUUCAGCUGCAGAGCUGCUCGCAGGGCCAGAUCAGUUCGCUGUUCCACGUCAGGAUCUGAGUGACAAGGUAACCCAGCAGCAAAAGCUCCCAGCAGCAGCUCCAUUGCUGGACUGGGAACAGAAUCAGGGCUUGGUUCCACCUUCACUACCUAAUGAAGGGACAGGCUCACCUCUAAGUCCAGGUGAAGCUCAACAUCCAGUGUUGCCUGAUAGCACAGUUAAACCCUUGGAUCUGGUGGUUGUUUUAACUCUAGAGCCCACUGAAGAGGUGGAACAUCCUGCAGUGCAGCAGGAGGCCCCAGCUCAGUCUCCGGUUCCCCAGGGGGGCUCAGAUAUACCUCCUGAGCCCCCUAAGGACGUGGUACCUUCUGCCACACAACAGGAGCUUCAGGCUCAGGCAUCAGAGCCCCCUACAGAGAUGGAACCAUUGCCAGUCCAGCCUACCACAGAGGCUGAACGUUCCACAGUCCUGCAGCAGAGUGCAGUUCCAGCAGCAUACCCUGAAGUGACAAUUCCAAGUCCAGAGCAGGUUCAGCUUCCACAUCCAACCUUGACUGAGGUCACAGUUCAACCUUUGGACAUGGAAAUUACGUUAACUCUAGAAUCCAGUAUGGAGGCUGAACCUUCUCCAACCAUGGGGCAGCCCCAAGCUCAGCCUCCAGAGGCAGUUGUAGCUCAGUCUCCAUCGCAUCCCGAGGUGCCAGUUCCAGCACCAGAUCAGGCUCAUGCUGAGCCUCCAACAUCACCCAGUGUCACAGUGAAACCUUUGGACCUGGAACCUACCACAACUCCAGAGCCUUCCAUGGAGUCUGGAUAUUCUACAGCCCUGCCGCAAACUCCAGCCCCACCUCCCAAACACCCUGAGGUGAGUCUUGCACAGCCAACCCUGACUCAAGUCACAGUUACCCCUGUGGACCUGGGAGGUACCAUUUCUCAGCAACCAAGUCCACCUGAGACAGUUCUUUUUCCUUCGACUCAGGAUUCAGUAUCCACAGGUCUUCCUGGUGUAAACUAUACCCCCCAAAAGAUGCAACCAGAACAGAAUGCCACCAUGGACAUCAACAUCUGUGAGCUCUGUACCUGCAAAGAUGAGACGCUGUCCUGUGUGGGUCUCAGCCCAAAGCAGAAGCUCCACAGAGUGCCUGAGCCACAGCCCAACACCUACAAGGGCAUCUUCACCACCGUAAAUUUCCAAGGAAACUCUAUUUCUCACAUUGGUGAAAAUGUAUGGAAGGCAUACCGUUGGACUGAGACACUGAUUCUCAGUGACAAUCAUUUGACUGAAUUACAUAAGGACUCCUUUCAAGGCUUGCUAUCCCUCCAGUAUUUAAUUCUCAAUCGUAAUCCUUUGACAACAGUUGAAGAUUCUUACCUUUUUAAAUUGCCGGCAUUAAAAUAUUUAGACAUGGGAAGAACACACGUGUCACUUACAACAGUUGAAAGCAUCCUGAUGAUGACCCUCGAACUGGAGAAACUGAUCUUACCCAGCCGCAUGGCCUGCUGCCUCUGCCAAUUUAAAAAUACAAUUGAAGUUGUCUGUAAGACAGUCAAGCUGCGUUGCGAUGGUGAAUGCCUGACAAAUGCCACACCUUGUGGUGAGGAAGCAUCUCUAGGGAAUGCAGAAGGAUCGUUCAUGAAGGUGUUACAAGCCCGGAAGAAGAACACCAGCACCGAGCGGACUAUUGACCCAGAGAGGGCAUCCUCAGACCAAAGUGCUGUCAGCUUGCCAACCUUCGUGAAUGAGCAGCUGGACUCUAAUGCUGAAAGUGAUGUUAUCAGUGCACUAAAUUACAUACUGCCUUAUUUCUCAGAGGGAAAUCUACGAGAUGUGAAAUCAACAUUAUUACCAGUCAUUCAGCUGCUUUUUCCAACACAGGAAAACAGCCUAGCAAAGACUGAGAGUGUAGGGGAAAGGCACCUGAGAGUGAACAGCGUCCUCAAGGGCCCAAGGGGCAUGAAGAAAAGGCACUUCAAAGCAGUGGGAGAUGAGAGCGUCAGGAGGAAACAGAAUGCCCAGCCAUUUGUGGAGAACACUGCCAGAGAAAGAAGUCUCAUGAGGCCAUCGCCCAGGGAGCUGCAACAGCUUCACAUGGUGCAGAGGCCCCAGGAGUUAGUGGGAAACUCCUUCAACACAGAGCCUGCACUCAUAAAGGAAGAUAAGGCAGCAGUCUCUUCCUUUCUGAAACAGUAUUCAAGGGGCAGGCUUUCUGGCUCCAUCCCUCCAAACUCCCCAUCUCAGGUUAAAAAGAAAUCAAAAGACUUACCCUACACUAUUGUUGUUUUAGAAGAUGCAUAUGCUAGAGUUAUAAAUCUGACAGCUUCUGAAUUAAUCUCACAUUCCGGGAAAGAAUACAUCUUCCAUAAAAUUCGGUCUCAUCUGGUUCACAGAAGACCCAAAGCCAAAUUGUGUGGAAAGUUCACAAAGAAAGGUUCUCCCAGUAGAAUGAUGCUUGUGAGGCGUCCUUUCUCUGCAGUGAGGAGCCUCAUAAAUUCCCCUCCAAGAGAGGGUUUUUCAUCUUCAGGAGAACUGACUUCUCAAGAAAAUCCUUUUCCAGAAUUAUUUUCUCUUUCAGACCCUUCUACAGAAAAUCCUACUCCAGAAAGCAAUACUGCACAAAAUGUCUUUGAAGAAAUUACAAACUCUAUUCUGCCAGGAGGAACCGGCCCUGGAAUCACUGCCCAUAGGAGUGUCCCCACGGCACAUUCUGCUGUUGCUGCAGACAACUUUAUCCCAACUGUUCAACACACCAACGAAGCACAGUGGGAGGACCACAGCGUGGGCACUGAAUUGUCCUCUAAGCCCCCAGGCUCCACUCUCCCAGCGCUCGCAUCCCCAGGUGAUCAAUUUGAAGCUCAGCUAAACCAGCAGCUAUGGUCCCUCAUCCCCAGCAAUGACGUGAGAAGGCUCAUUUCUCAUGUUAUCCGGACUUUGAAAAUGGACUGCUCGGAGACCCACGUGCAGUUGGCCUGUGCCAAGCUCAUCUCCAGAACAGGCCUCCUGAUGAAGCUCCUCAGUGAGCAGCAAGAAGUAAAGGCAUCGAAGGCAGAAUGGGAUACGGACCCGUGGAAAACCGAGAACUAUAUCAGUGAGAGCGCAGGAGCCCAGGGUGAACAGAAGGAGCAGGAGCCCAGUGAGCUCACAAAAGCAGUUCCAGGAUACGGCUAUAACAAGAAACUCAUCUUGGCAAUAUGUGUAACUGGAGUAGUGAUGACUUUCAUUAUCAUUUUCUGUCUCAUUGAGAUUCAUGCUCACAGGGUAGCAGCAGCAGCAGCACAGGGAGAGGAAGAAACAGGGCAACUGCCCAAGGGCCACAAAAGGGGCUUUUUCCCCUUUCUUCUGCGAAAGAGAAGCUCAAGGGAAGGCGAGAGUCAGGAGGGCUUUUACUGGAGAAGGCGGCCACUUUGGCUUAGGGAUAUGUAUAGACCUCUCAACGUCACACGCAAGAAAAACAUGGCACAGAAGCUACAUGACCAGGAGUCUUCUGAUGAGGAUGAGAUUUUCCACAAGGAUGCGGGGGAAGGCAGCAAAACCCCAGCAGAGGAUGUUUAGGCUGCAGAUUCGGCUGCUGGGGAGACGGGUGAGGAAAGUGAGGCCGCACACGAGACCGCGACAGUGUGAGCCCCGUCCUGCCUCAGGCCACCUGCACAUUUCAUUUUCCAGGAUUGGCUU
This is a messenger RNA of Hippopotamus amphibius kiboko, 3972 nucleotides long. RefSeq names its product leucine-rich repeat-containing protein 37B-like. NCBI's taxonomy places the organism in Eukaryota, Metazoa, Chordata, Mammalia, Artiodactyla, Hippopotamidae. The transcript is spliced from 13 exons. The record is from RefSeq and is a predicted model, not a curated record. Bases 1 to 3852 code for a protein of 1283 amino acids. Gene Ontology annotation, molecular function: protein binding.